Messenger RNA from Salvelinus namaycush (lake trout), 2411 nucleotides. It is a transcript of the gene gsr, whose product is annotated as glutathione reductase. Gene Ontology annotation, cellular component: mitochondrion; cytosol. Gene Ontology annotation, molecular function: NADP binding; glutathione-disulfide reductase (NADPH) activity; flavin adenine dinucleotide binding. Bases 485 to 1897 code for a protein of 470 amino acids. Lineage: Eukaryota; Metazoa; Chordata; Actinopteri; Salmoniformes; Salmonidae. Gene Ontology annotation, biological process: cellular response to oxidative stress; cell redox homeostasis; glutathione metabolic process. The record is from RefSeq and is a predicted model, not a curated record. The transcript has 15 exons.
UUUAUCCAGCUGAAAUAUCACUGGAGCUAUCAUCCAAAAACGCCAUUCCAUAGCUAAUUUAGGAAUAUUUAGUGAAGCAUUACGCAUAUGCUUGGCAACAAAUUGCUCAUAUCUUUCUACAGCCUAUGAGGUUUCGAGCUUUUAUUUUGAAAGUCCUUUCUAACGGCUCAGGAAGUAGCUUUAUUUUGUAAACUGCAUGUUGUAUAUACUUUGUUUCCAUCCAUUAAAUGUGUUAAAGACGCGUUACAACCGAGUACACAGCAAAAUAUGUUGAUAUGAAAUAAACUACAGACCGUGAAACAUGCAGUGGGUCAAAAUAUGCAGACAGUCACUUUCAAGCACUGUGAACACGACUUUGACAGUGGCACUGUCUAGACCAUUGUUCCAAUUCACAAUGACUAAGCACUAGCUUUCACUUCGGGGAUUGACCCUCCCAUUCGCCCAAAACAACUGCGUCCGGUGACACAAACUUAUCCGUCGGAGUAUGGCCUCAGAUGCGACAACCCGGUUCGAUUUUCUAGUGAUUGGAGGUGGAUCUGGGGGUCUAGCCGGUGCACGCAGGGCAGCGGAGCUCGGGGCCACUGCCGCGGUGGUCGAGAGUCACAAACUCGGAGGUACCUGUGUCAAUGUCGGCUGUGUACCUAAGAAGGUUAUGUGGAAUGCUGCAGUUCAUGCAGAAUAUCUCCACGAUCACUCUGACUAUGGUUUUGACGGCGGACACGUUCGCUUCAGCUGGGAAACUAUUAAGACCAAAAGAGAUGCAUAUGUUAGUCGGCUUAAUCGCAUCUAUCGCGACAAUCUUGACAAGGCUAAAAUUCAAACGAUUCAGGGUCAUGCCAGGUUCAUUGACGGCCCUGACCCCACUGUUGAGGUGAAUGGGAAGAAGUACACCGCGCCUCAUAUCCUCAUUGCCACAGGAGGGUUCCCUUCUGUCUUGAGUGACGAUGAUGUGCCAGGGGCAAGUCUUGGCAUCACCAGUGAUGGCUUUUUUGAACUUGAAAGCCUUCCUAAGCGCAGCGUCAUAGUGGGGGCUGGAUAUAUUGCUGUGGAAAUGGCUGGCAUCCUUUCCACACUGGGUUCCAAAACAUCCAUCAUAUGUCGACAGACAGGGGUGUUGAGAAACUUCGACACCUUGAUAAGCUCAAAUUGCACCAAAGAAUUGCAGAACUCUGGCAUAGAGUUGUGGAAAAAUACUCAGGUGAAGUUGGUGAGUAAGACAGGCAAUGGCCUGUUGGAGGUCACACUGGUAACCAAAGACCCAGAGAAGAAGAACGAGGAGGAGAUAAUCGGCACCAUCCAGGAGGUGGACUGUCUGCUAUGGGCCAUCGGCCGAGAGCCCAACACCGCCGGCCUCAACCUCAGCCAGAUGGGUGUGGAUAUUGAUGAGAGAGGCUUCAUCGUUGUAGAUGAGUUCCAGAACACCACUCGCCAAGGGAUCUACGCUGUAGGAGACGUGUGCGGGAAGGCCCUCCUUACUCCUGUCGCCAUUGCAGCGGGCAGAAAGCUGGCACACAGACUGUUUGACGGCAAGGAAGAUGCCAAGGUCGACUUCUCCAACAUUCCCACGGUAGUUUUCAGUCACCCACCCAUCGGCACGGUGGGCCUCACGGAAGAGGAGGCGAUUAAAAACAGGGGGAAGGAGAACGUGAAGUCUUACAAGACCUCCUUCACCCCCAUGUAUCACGCCAUCACCACCAGGAAGACUCAGUGCAUCAUGAAGCUGGUGUGUGUGGGCAAGGAGGAGAAGGUGGUUGGCCUUCAUAUGCAGGGCAUUGGCUGUGACGAGAUGUUGCAAGGCUUCGCGGUAGCCAUCAAGAUGGGCGCAACUAAAGCAGACUUUGACAAGACUAUUGCCAUUCACCCCACCUCGUCCGAGGAGUUUGUUACGAUGCGUUAACAACGCAAACAUCUCGACGAUCCUUAAUUUCCGAUACAGCACCAGCGAGAAUCACUAUACCAGGAAACAAGUGGCUCAACCGUCUUCUUUUGCAAGGGCUUGGCAACUCAAUGUUCAAUAACAGCUCUCUACUUCCAUUUUCUUUCAUUUAAGUGACCUCUUUUGUGCACCUCGUAUGAAUAUUUUUGAAAAUGCCUAGAUGGACCAAGACAAUGAAGUUACUGCUUUCUUCAUCUGUACUGUGGGUGUUUAAGCAUUGCUUAUCAAUUUAUUAAACAUGCAAGAUUUUUCUCAUGACUGUGAAAUGGAAGUGGGGGAUCUUCUACAGGCAUUGUUGUCAAGUCAUUGCGUUGGGAGUAAGGAUAACUCUCUCCUAGUGUAUGUGAAACCCUGAUUGUCAGUCAUUGUUUUAGAACGCUGUAAACGCUGCCCCCAAUUACCACCACUACUAGGUCGCAAUUUCACUACUACUGUAUUGUAAUACACAUUGAAUAAACCUGCAGUUUUUUCUUAA